UGUUUUUAGAUUUUUUGGGAACCAAAGACCAUAAACGUAUCCAAACGGACCCUUUGUGGAAUUCUUGCGGAAUUGAGUUGUCAUCCCAUCGGAAUCUGAAGUUAUUUCCAUUAGAUGAACAAAAGAACAAUCUUUUCAAGGCCAAUUCUCAAGACCCACUUCCGUUUUUCCGUUAGUUUCUCAUGUAUUCCUUCUAAACGAACUCAAACUCAAUCUUUCCCAUCCCUUCCGAACCUGACAACCUGCAUUGCAACCCUACAGUCAUGCGCCCAGAACAAAAACCUCUUAAAAGGUAAACUGCUCCACUCACAUAUGCUCAUCAAUGGAUUACUCGACAUCUCUCCAUUAUCCAUCACAAGCCUUAUCAACAUGUACUCCAAGUGCAAUUGUAUCGGUGAUGCUUUAUUGCUUUUUAGUGAGUCAACUGAGGGUCAGAAUGUGUUUGCUUAUAAUGCUAUUAUAGCUGGUUUCACUGCCAAUGGAUUGCCAAAACUUGCAGUUGAAUUUUAUUGGAAAAUGCGGUUCACAGGCAUUAUGCCGGAUAAGUUUACAUUUCCGUGUGUAAUUAAGGCUUGUUCGCAGGUUUUAGAGGCUAGAAUGAUUCAUGGAUUGUUGGUUGGAUUUGGGUUAGAGUUUGAUGUUUUUGUUGGUAGUGCAUUGGUUCAUUGUUAUUUGAAGUUUGGGUUAAUGGAAGAGGCAAAACAAGUGUUUGAGGAAUUGCCUUUAAGAGAUGAUGUCGUGCUUUGGAAUGCGAUGAUUAAUGGGCAUGUGCAGAUUGGGGAGUUUGAUAAAGCAUUGGCGGUUUUUAGGAGAAUGGGUGAAGAAGGGGUCAUUCCGAAUAAAUUCACCGUUACAGGAAUUUUAUCUGCUUUUGCUAUGACAGGGGAUUUUAGUAAUGGUGGGGCAACUCAUGGGCUCGUGGUCAAAAUGGGUUAUGAUUCGGGUAUUGCAGUUUCAAAUGCAUUGAUUGCUAUGUAUGGCAAAUGCAAAUGCAGGUGGGAUGCAUUAGAGGUUUUUGGGAUGAUGGCUCAGAAGGAUAUAUUUUCUUGGAACUCGAUAAUCUAUGUUCAUGAGCAGUGUGGUGAUCAUGAUGAGAGUUUGAGGUUUUUCAAUCGGAUGUUGCAUGCUGGAGUUCAACCUGAUUUGGUCACGGUUACAACCAUCCUUCCAGCUUGUGCCCAUUUGGCAGCAUUGAAGCACGGUAAGGAGAUACAUGGGUACAUGAUCACUAAUGGCUUGUCUGCAGGUGAUCACAAUGAUGACAUAGAUGUUGAUGAUAUUCACCUGAGCAAUGCUAUUAUGGAUAUGUAUGCAAAAUGUGGGAGUAUGAGGGAAGCUCGCUUGGUUUUCGAUCAGAUCAGCUAUAAAGAUGUUGCAUCAUGGAACAUUAUGAUUAUGGGUUCUGGCAUCCACGGCUUUGGCAAUGAGGCAUUAGAUAUGUUCCAUUGUAUGUAUGAGGCAGACUUGAAGCCUGAUGAGGUCACGUUUGUCGGGGUUUUAUCUGCUUGUAGUCAUGCUGGCCUUGUAAGCCAAGGGCGAGAAUGUUUUGCACAAAUGCAGCCAAAAUAUGCUGUCGUUCCAACUAUUGAACAUUACACUUGCAUGAUUGACAUGCUAGGUCGGGCUGGACAACUUAACGAGGCUUAUGAAUUGGUAUCUACAAUGCCUAUUGAGGCCAACCCAGUGCCAUGGAGGGCUUUAUUGGCAGCUUGCCAGCUCCAUGGGAAUGCUGCUUUGGCUGAGGUUGCUGCACAUAAGGUAUGUGAGCUUGAACCAGAGCAUUGUGGAAGUUAUGUUCUAAUAUCAAAUCUUUAUGGAGCAGCUGGUCGAUAUGAAGAGGUAUCAGGGGUGAGGAAUGCAAUGAGGCAGCAAAAUGUGAGGAAGACACCAGGGUGUAGCUGGGUUGAACUCAAUGAUGGUGUGCAUGUCUUUGUAACCAGUGAUUGGACCCAUCCUGAAGCAUAUUUCAUCUAUACUGGACUAAAUUCGUUGACUGCUCGCCUGCGUGAGCAUGGAUAUGUGCCAGAUGUCUUGCAAGGAACUAACUAGAGUAUAAGAUGCCUUUUCUCCUGGGCCAGGAGGAAGAAUGGAUUACAAAUCUGAUUUGGCUUGCAUUGUAGCCCUAUAUGCACUUGUACACAACUAGAUGUAUGGAUGACAUUUGAAACAAUACAUUUUACAGCUUUAAAGGUGUAAAACUGAAGUCCAACAAAUGGAAGGAGGAUGAGUGGUAGCACCUAAGCAACCAUUUCAGCAAGGGUUGCCGCCUGCAGGUUCACAGCAUCAAUAUGGAAGAUUGAGUUCAUGUUGUCAGUCUGAUAAAGUGAGAUGCAACUGGCAAGUUGAACUUCUUCAUUUUCUUCAUUUUACAUCUUUGUUUAUUUAGUUCCUGUGCUAGCUUAAAUUAUAUACUGCGAGUGUA
This is a messenger RNA of Ilex paraguariensis (yerba mate), 2422 nucleotides long. Lineage: Eukaryota; Viridiplantae; Streptophyta; Magnoliopsida; Aquifoliales; Aquifoliaceae. The record is from the annotation of a GenBank genome assembly.